Molecule: messenger RNA, 2215 nt
Organism: Chironomus riparius
Lineage: Eukaryota; Metazoa; Arthropoda; Insecta; Diptera; Chironomidae
Source: the annotation of a GenBank genome assembly
AAUCAUUCAGUUAAAAAUUAAAUUUUAUUGCAAUGAAACUUGCUGGUUUUUCACUUCUUUUAUUUUUAACACUAAGUGUGGAAAUUAAUUAUAUAAUAGGUGACCCAAAUUUUGAUGAAAAUUCUACUGUCAAUCAGUUCGCUGUUAACACGACAACAACUAGGUAUAUUAAUAAUACCACAACAAAAUAUACAAAUGUCACAACAACGACGACUAGAUAUGGAAAUAAUACAACAACAACCAGAUAUCAACCAACAACUACGACAACUAGGUACCAACCUACGACAAGAUAUGUAACAAAUACUACAACAACUAGACCUAAUGUGAUAACAACAACAACCCGACCAAUUAAUAUUACAUCCACAACUCCUGUAUUUAAUUUCACAACAAUAACAAUGCAACCUACAGUUGUACCAGCAUCAAUUCAAUGCAAUUAUUUCAGUUCAUCUACAAUUUAUGGAUGUGAUUUGAAAAUUUAUAAUCCUGAUGGACAAGAGUUCUCAGUCAUUUACGGUGCUCAUUUGCCACAAAAAUUCGAUAUUGAUGUUUUUGAAGUGUCUGGAAAAUUUCAAAAUACAAAGAAUAUUCCAUCAAUCAUAUGCAGGAAGUACAUCAAUUUAAAGACACUUGACAUUUUUUGGAGUGAAGUUUCAAUUUUAACUUCGGAGAGCUUCAAAAACUGUAAUAAUUUAGAGACUCUGGAUUUAAAAGGAAAUAUUUUAACAAAAAUCCCUUUUGGCACAUUUGGAUAUCAUUAUAAGCUAAGGAUGAUAAAUUUGGAACGAAAUCAAAUCGAAAUAAUUGAAGAUUCUGUAUUUCAUGGCAUAAAACUCUUUGAACUUAAUCUUGGAUAUAAUGAACUUCGAAUGGUGAACUCAACAUGGUUUUACAGGAACAGUGGUUAUUUAAGAAAACUUUUAGUUCCUGGAAACAGAAUUACAAAAAUGAUCCGAACAGAUUAUGGAAUGUUUGGGAGUAUAGAGUACUUGGAUAUGAGCAUGAAUCCAAUUAAAAAUAUUCAGAUUAUUGAUUUUAAUAUGAUGUCAAAUGUUGAAACAUUAAAACUUGAUGACUGUGAAAUUUCGGAACUAUAUUUGGGCAACUUUAAUUUGCUUGUCAAUUUAAAGUCCUUAAGUAUCAACAACAAUUUGAUUCGUGAAUUUCCAAGUGAAACGUUUUCUUAUCAACCAUAUCUGACUGACGUGUCUGCAUCUGGCAACAGAAUUACAUCAAUUGAUUCAAGAUCGUUUGGAAAUACAAUGCCAAGAUUGAGAUCACUUUAUAUUCAAAAUAAUCAAAUAGAUUCAAUAGAUCCAGAAUUUUUUAACAAUACUAAAGAUCUUUCUGCUUUGUUCCUGGAUGGAAAUAUGUGCAUCAAUAGAAGUUUUAUUAUUGAAACUUUAAAUCGAGAAAAUGUUAGACAAGAAAUCGAGCCUUGUUUUAGAAACUUUAGAUAUGUUAGAUGUUCAUAUUCUGGAUCUCCUGACUUUAUUUGCCAAAUGAGUGUGAGGAAUUUAGUUGGAGUUGAUGAUAUUGAGAUUGUUGAAGGUCAACAUCCAUCAGGGUCCAAUAAUAACGACGUUAGAAUAGUUAAUAUAAUCAAUGGAACAUCAACAAUAUUCCCGUCAGUUAUCUGCAAACAAUUUAAUAAUCUUCAAGAAAUAACUGCAUCAGGAAAUGGAAUUACAAGUUUAACUACAUCGGCUUUCCAAAAUUGUAGAAACUUAAAGGUCCUUCAAUUGAUCUCACAAGAAAUUUCAGUCAUUCCGGAAAAUACUUUCGCAAAUUUAUCGAACCUUCAAACUUUGUCAUUAAUGUUGAACAAAAUUCAAACAAUUAGUUCAAGAUCAAUGAUUGGUCUGAGCGCAAACAUGCAAAACCUAUACUUAAAUUCAAAUUUGAUUACAAGAAUUGAAAAUGGAGCAUUUACCAGCUUAGCAAAUGUCUCAAGAAUACAUCUUAAUUCCAACAGGUUGACUGCAGUUAAUUCAUUAUCUUUUGGUGCCUCAUUAAGACAUUUAACUGAGUUUUCAGCAAAUUAUAAUCAAAUUAAUGAAAUUGACCCCAUUUGGUUUAAUAACUCAACAGUUUUAGAUACUUUAAACUUAACAGGAAAUGUUUGUGUCAAUGCAAGUUUUGUAAAUGUAAGAAGCACACGAACUUAUGUGUCUAGCCAAUUGCAAAAUUGUUUUAAUCGUUUUCGAACUUAAAUUUA